GGCACAUAUAUAAACGUUGCCUGAAGAACGUUGACCAACCAAAAAGUGAUUCGGAGGACAAGCUACUGUAAAUCUGGAAGCUUUGUAAAACAGUUACAAUGCCAAAAUUCGAUUUUGAAAAAUUUGAAGUAGACGCUUCAAUCGUAUUACGUGAAAUCUGGAGUUUGCUACAAGACAGAUUAACAAUAACGGAAGUUUCACGGUUAAAUGCAAUAUUUGUGAGUUCAAACAUCUUCCAGCCCAACGAACUUGCAGUAUCCAAAACUUCAGAAGGGCUUCUGACGCUGUUGCAUGCACGGUCAAAGAAACAAAAGGCCGAUGCCAUUAAUAUCAUCUGUGCAGAACCAGUGCAUCAAGAAAUUCGAGAGAAAGUUCAGACAUAUUUUACAAAAGGUGACACACAGGAAUCAGAACAACCCCCGACGCCUGAUGUGGACCGUUUAGUCGCCAUCUUGAUGAAGGAUCAUGCAUUAGAUUGGUCCUUGUUGGGUAGUCAUCUCGGAGUCAAUCAAAGGGAAAUAGAUGACUUAAGCACGCAACGCUUAACGGGAGUAAUUAACUCCUCACAACUUUUCAGAAAAAUUAUUUUAAGUUGGAUCUCCACAAAUGGGUCUAAAGCAACUGUGGAUUCACUUUGUAAAAUACUGCAUGACAACAAAAUGAUAUUCUGCGAAGAACGGGUUGCAGAAGAAUUCGGAAUUAAACUAUGAUUCAUCGCCGCCAUAAGAGACAUUUCUUUUGUGAUAACUUUAUUUAUGUUUAGUUAGUAACAGGACACAGUGACCGCGGAAGUCGUGGGGACAUAUGUAUAAUAGGAUGGGGAAGGGAGGGGUUUAUAUAACAUGGGCGGAUGAUGGGGACAUCAAACAACGUCCCUCUGUCCCCACGCUUCCGCGGCCACUGACAAGACAAGAGGGACUAGUCUGUUCAAGUAGUAGUCGAUUCAGCACUUCUUCUUUAGUCUUCUUAUCACUUCCCGAAUUACAAUAACAGCAAAUAAACUGAUUUUCUUUCAAAUUAA
Molecule: messenger RNA, 1021 nt
Organism: Folsomia candida
Lineage: Eukaryota; Metazoa; Arthropoda; Collembola; Entomobryomorpha; Isotomidae
Exons: 3
Coding region: 99-710 (203 amino acids)
Biological process (GO): signal transduction
Molecular function (GO): protein binding
Source: RefSeq, a predicted model, not a curated record